Messenger RNA from Helianthus annuus (common sunflower), 2587 nucleotides. Its product is annotated as G-type lectin S-receptor-like serine/threonine-protein kinase LECRK3. The record is from RefSeq and is a predicted model, not a curated record. The transcript has a single exon. Bases 21 to 2372 code for a protein of 783 amino acids. NCBI's taxonomy places the organism in Eukaryota, Viridiplantae, Streptophyta, Magnoliopsida, Asterales, Asteraceae. Gene Ontology annotation, biological process: protein phosphorylation. Gene Ontology annotation, molecular function: protein serine/threonine kinase activity; ATP binding.
UUUCCCUUUCACAUUCACAUAUGGCGAACUUUAUUGCCUUUGCCUUUGUGUGCACUAUUUCCCUUGCCUUCGGUACAGCAAAAUCCCAAUCUAAUGUAACCAGAGGUUCUUCUUUAAAGCCUACUGGUGCCACCACCUCUUGGUUGUCGCCAUCGGGGUUAUUCGCCUUCGGUUUCUACCCACAAACGCGUGGCUACGCGGUUGGUAUAUAUAUGGCCGGGAUUCCAGAAAGGACUGUAGUCUGGACGGCUAGUCGUGACACCCUUCCAUUCUCAAGUAAUGCUACUUUGAGAUUCACAUCUGAUGGAAAGCUCUCCGUGGAACAAACACAGGGUCAGCAUAUCAAUAUAAUUGAUGCUGGUGGUGCUUCUUUUGCUUCCAUGCAAGACUCCGGUAACUUUGUGAUCUACGAUUCCAAAGGGAAGAGGGUACUUUGGCAAAGCUUUGACCACCCAACCGAGACCCUUUUGGCCGGUCAACAUCUCCAGCCCGGCCAAACGAUGUUUUCAAGUGCCUCGGAGACAGAUCAGUCGAUUGGGGUGUUCAAGCUCAGUAUGCAAACCGAUGGGAACCUCGUGCUGUACCCAAAUAGAGGGACCGAAGAUCAUGCAUACUGGGCUACCGGCACAUACACAGCUGGACCUAACGUGACACUAAAUCUUGAUUCUAAUGGUUUUCUUUAUCUGUUGCAAAAUUCUACCUUCUUUAUCAAUAAUCUUACCCAAGGAGGAAAUGCGACAAAAGAUGAACUGUAUCUCAUGAAAUUUGAUGUGGACGGUAUCUUUAGAUUGUAUUAUCAUAAUCUGACUAACAUGGGCAGCAAUGGAUCUGCCAUAUGGGCGUUGUCACCAAAUAAGUGUAUAGGGCCGGGUCUGUGUGGCAUAAACGCGUAUUGUUUGAGCAUGAAUGAUAAUGCAAGAUGUCAAUGUGUACCAGGGUUUGAAGUUGUGAAUCUAGAGCGUUGGAGUUUGGGCUGCCUGAGAAAGGAGACCGUAGAAAGCUGCAACAUUCAAAAUGCAGGUACCACAAUCCAUAUGACAAAUUUGGAUAAUGUUCGAUGGGAAGAUGCCGCAUAUAUCAUCCCAAAAGCACCAACACAAGAAGAGUGCUCCUCUGCUUGCCUAGAGGAUUGCAACUGUGAGGCGGCACUGUUCAACGGACAAGAAUGCAAGUUGCAGAGGUUCCCGUUAAGAUACGUGGAAGUAACUGAUAGCGAGUCCAGUGUUGGGUUGAUUAAAGUAUAUACAUCAACUCUAAAUAAUGGAACAAAUCCAACUAAUAAAUCCAUUCGUGUCAAGAAAGUGGGACAAAAGGAUAUCAUGAUUAUUGGGGCUUCACUCAUCUCAUUUGCUGUACUUGUUUUACUAUUUUCUGGAGUAAUCAUGUAUAGAGCUCAAGUUUGGGCAUACAAAAAGAUAUCUGAGAAUCUAAGUGUCCAGUUAUUCGAGGACACGGGGCCUCGGGCAUUUUCUUAUGCGGCGUUAGAAAAAAUUACAAAUGGUUUUGAAGAAGAACUGGGUAGAGGAUCAUUUGGGAUAGUUUACAAAGGUAUCAUAGAGAGCUCCAUGAGACAGGUCGCAGUGAAGAGAUUGAAAGAAGAAUUGGCACAAGAAGGAGAACGAGAAUUUCAAACUGAAAUGAAAGUGAUCGGGAGAACACACCAUCGCAACCUAACAACGUUGCUCGGUUACUGCUGUGAAGGUCCCGAAAGGCUACUGGUUUUUGAGUAUAUGACUCAAGGAUCACUUGCAGAUAUACUAUUCGCAGCCACAGAAAGCAAGCCAAAGCCGUGUUGGAUGCAAAGAAUAAGAAUGGCAGUUGAUAUAGCUCAUGGCAUCCUUUACCUACAUGAAGAAUGUGAAAACCCAAUAAUCCACUGUGAUAUUAAGCCACAAAAUAUACUUAUGGAUGAGUAUGGAUGUGCCAAGAUUUCUGAUUUUGGGUUGGCUAAACUACUUGAACAUGAUCAAACUAAAACUUCCACCUUGAUUAGAGGAACAAGGGGCUAUGUUGCGCCUGAAUGGCACAAGGGGCUACCGAUAACAGUUAAGGUGGAUGUUUAUAGUUUUGGAAUUGUUUUGUUUAACAUUUUAUGUUGUCGGAGGAAUGUGGACGACAAUCUUCCUGACAGUGAAGCCAUUCUUCAAGACUGGGUGUACGAGUGUUAUGCAGCAGAUGAGCUAUUGAAGCUGGUGGAUUAUGAUGAGGAUGUAGAAAAGAGCAGGCUCGAACAAAUGGUCAAAAUAGGGCUUUGGUGUGUUCAAGAGGAGCCAUCUCUCCGCCCUUCGAUAAAAAGAGUGGUGUUGAUGCUUGAAGGGACCGUCCAAAUACCAACACCUCCCAACCCUACUUCAUUCCUCAGUGUCGUUUAGCUUACAAAACCAGAUAAAAACAUCAUUCUAUUUUCAGAUUACGUUUGGUUUACCAAGCAAGUAUUUAAAGGAAACUAUUAGAGCAGACUGUUAGAUUAUUAUGUAGUUUGUUUUGAGUUUUACAGUUAUAUAUAACCUUGCAUCAUAGCAGGUAGUCUGUUCCAACAAGUAUUUUUUAUCAAUAAUCUCACAUUCUCACUAGCAGCUCAUCAAGU